Messenger RNA from Metarhizium brunneum ARSEF 3297, 1137 nucleotides. The record is from RefSeq and is a predicted model, not a curated record. Lineage: Eukaryota; Fungi; Ascomycota; Sordariomycetes; Hypocreales; Clavicipitaceae.
AUGAGCGAUGUGCUUCAUGUCCCUAUCACCAGUUCAUGGACCAAUGGAAUGAUGAGAGAAAGGAGGUUGAGAACGAAGUCAACAAAAAAUAUGCUCAGCGGACGUCUAGAUCCCAUGCACGUGGGCCCGGGUCGCGGUCCUGAUAGCAUGAGUCAUCAAAGAGUCAAGGAGAGAUGGGUAGAACAAGGCAUAUGGAGAGACAACUGGAGUGAAAUCCCUAAAUAUGACUGGAAGCACGAAGAGCCUCCCGAGUCUGAUUCGUGUUCUGAUUCGGAAAUCGAAUCUGAGACGCCGGCUUGUGCUGCUCCAUUUUCUUUCAGCUCGAAUCCUCCACGACCGCGACCGCGACCACGACCACGACCAAAUAAACCCGACCAAGAAAUUUGGGAAGCCGCUGAGCGGCGAGAAAUAAGGAGAGGCAUCCGUGAGAAAGAGAGAAACGCCUCCCGUCCGUUCGAGCAGUUCCUCUACCAGCUGCGAAGAGAGAGUAAACAACUCGAGACCCAUUCAAGAGAUACUGUGACCAUGAAUCUCGAUAUUAAUGCAUUGGCCUUCCAAAAUGUCCAACGAGCCUGGGUCAAACGGGCCAUCUGGGAUGAUGAAUGGCGUGAAUUUCCUGGGAUGUCGUGGAAAUAUGAACGACCUCUGGUAAUGCCGCCCACCCGUGAUCCUUCGCCGGACCAUGCGCAAUCUGUCGAGAAUCAACUUGAGCCAAGGAUAAUACCCACAUACGGAUUUGGUCAUGUGGAUGCCCAUGUAUCACAUAGCCAGGAAAUGCAGACACCGUUGGAGAAUGGUAUUGCGGGGACUAUUGAGCCACGGAAUUCUUCAGCAGCAGCGCCUCCACAUGCACGAAUGAUUGAAAGCAUAGAGAAUGAACAGCAUGAUGCUGCAGAGAAUCACCUGGAACAUGAUUCAUCUCGCAUAAGGGACAAAUCAAGUUCGAGCCUCCCGUCAAACCCAGCCGCGGCUGUAUCUCCGCAGAGAUCGAACGUGGAUCAAAAUGCUGCCACUGGAUUCGCAUCCAACACCAUUGCUGUACUGCCUGACCGGAAGAUUGCAAUAGUUGAAGAAGACCCAGUUAGCUCCCCCCCCCCCCCCCCCCCGGAGGAGCCAACGACUCAAGGACAAGGCUAA